AUGACUUGGCGAAAAUCAUUCGGGAAUAUCCUGAGAUUUUCCCGGACGACUUGCCAAGUGGAAUGCCACCCGAACGACCUCAGGACCACAAGAUCGAGUUGGAGCCUGGCGCGCAGCCUACUGUACGCACGCAAUGGCGCCUGACUCAGCCGGAGCUACAAGAAUUACGGAACCAAUUGGACUACCUGCUGGCGAAAGGGUUCAUUCGGCCAAGCACGUCACCGUUCGCAGCACCGAUCCUGUUCACCCCAAAAAAGGACAGCGGACUUCGCAUGUGUGCGGACUAUCAUGUCCUUAAUCGGGUAACGAUAAAAUCGCGCUACCCAAUCCCAUGCACGGACGAACUGAUCGACAACCUUCGCGAAGCUCGCUAUUUUUCGAAGAUCGAUCUUCGCGGUGGUUACCAUCAAAUUCGGGUGUUCGCUGAUUACUGCCACAAGACUACGUUUCGUACUCGCUACGGGAGUUACGAAUACACGGUGAUGCCGUUUGGAUUAACGAACGCCCCCUCGACGUUCCAACUCACUAUGAACGGGGUAUUCCGCGAUCUACUCGACAAAUGCGUGAUAAUUUACCUGGACGACAUCCUGAUCUACAGCAAGACCCGCGAGCAACAUUUAGAAGA
Messenger RNA from Closterium sp. NIES-67, 625 nucleotides. The record is from the annotation of a GenBank genome assembly. Lineage: Eukaryota; Viridiplantae; Streptophyta; Zygnematophyceae; Desmidiales; Closteriaceae.